This is a messenger RNA of Botrytis sinoallii, 3963 nucleotides long. RefSeq lists its product as uncharacterized. The transcript is spliced from 6 exons. The coding region runs from base 1 to 3963 and encodes 1320 amino acids. NCBI's taxonomy places the organism in Eukaryota, Fungi, Ascomycota, Leotiomycetes, Helotiales, Sclerotiniaceae. The record is from RefSeq and is a predicted model, not a curated record. Gene Ontology annotation, biological process: 'de novo' IMP biosynthetic process. Gene Ontology annotation, molecular function: phosphoribosylformylglycinamidine synthase activity.
AUGGAAUACCUUAAAUUGCCUGGAGAUUCUUGCUUCACUCCAGCUGAGGCUACAAAGCUCGCGGCGAGAAUCAAUGAUGUUCAUCAAGUGAAGGUAGAACUUACGGGUGUUUGGAUUCAUUAUACACAUUUGAGACACUCGGAUCCAGAAACUGAAGCCAAGAUCAAGCAACUACUUCCAGUCUCAGGAGUGGAUUUGGAGGCUAAAUUGGGAAGCAAGAUCUAUUAUGUUACUCCAAGAAACCUUUCCCCAUGGAGUUCCAAAGCUACAAACAUCGCACAUGUCUGCGGUCUCGAAUCCCAAGUUCACAGAAUUGAAAGAGGUCGGGCUAUUUUGAUAAAAUAUGCGGAGCCAUCUGAGGCAGAGAGGGAGGAUUUGCCAUUCAAAGAUAUCCUUUACGAUCGCAUGACCGAGAACAUCAGUGCUGAGGAGCCAGAUGUGCACAAAAUUUUCGAAGAAGGGGAGCCAAUUCCCUUGGAGGUUGUUGAUCUUUGGGUAGAGGGUUCAACACCUAUCGAAGUCUUGAAAGCGUACAACGUGAAGCGUGGUCUCGCUCUAGAUACCCCAGAAAUGGAAUACCUUGUUGAAAAAUACACCCAACACGGCAGAUCACCUACCGAUGUCGAAUUGUUUAUGUUUGCGCAAGUCAACUCUGAGCAUUGUAGACAUAAGCAAUUCAAUGCGAACUGGACAAUCGAUGGCAUGGGUAUGGAUAUGAGUUUAUUUGGAAUGAUUCGAAACACCCACAAGAAAAAUCCAGAUUUCACCGUAUCAGCUUAUAGCGACAAUGCUGCCGUUUUACAAGGACAGAUGGCCAGUCACUGGGCCCCCGAAUACUCAACUGGUAGUUGGAAGCAAACCCCUGAGGUUGUGCAUAUCCUAGCGAAGGUGGAGACUCAUAACCAUCCCACAGCAAUCUCACCUUUCCCAGGAGCAGCGACCGGUUCAGGAGGAGAAAUUAGAGAUGAAGGUGCAGUGGGUAGAGGAUCCAGCCCCAAAGCUGGUCUUUGUGGAUUCUGGGUUUCAGACCUUUUGAUUCCAGGACAUAAGCAACCAUGGGAAAUGGAUGUUGGCAAGCCAGCACAUUAUGCCAGUAGUUUGGAAAUUAUGUUGGAGGCACCAAUUGGUAGUGCCAGAUUCAACAACGAGUUUGGUAGACCAUGUCUUGCUGGAACCUUUCGUACCCUCCUUACAGAUGCAGAUGCCUCAACGGACGAGUUUCGCGGAUACCAUAAGCCUAUCAUGAUCGCUGGUGGACUAGGUACUGUUAGACCAGAACACGCCAUCAAGAAUGGCAAUGACGUCAAACCCGAAGCUCAUGUAAUUGUUCUUGGUGGCCCAGCAAUGUUGAUUGGUCUUGGUGGGGGUGCAGCUUCAAGUAACACAUCUGCUGGAGAAAGCUCAGUUGAGCUUGACUUUGACAGUGUUCAGCGAGGAAAUCCAGAAAUGGAAAGAAGAGCUCAGAUGGUUAUUGAUCAUUGCAGAGCCUUGAAGGAUGAGAAUCCUAUUGCAUUCAUCCAUGAUGUAGGAGCAGGUGGAUUAUCCAAUGCUUUGCCGGAGCUUGUUAAGGAUGCCGGAUAUGGUGGCAAAUUCGAGCUUAGAGAUGUCGAGAGUGCGGAUGGCAGUAUGAGUCCUUUACAAAUCUGGUGCUGCGAAGCUCAAGAACGUUACGUCUUGAUUGUCAACAAGGAAGACCUUGGUAGAUUUACAAGCAUCGCCAAACGUGAACGAUGUGGCUUCUCUCCAUGUCGGGACCGUCAGCACCCUACACCCAUCGAUCUCCCUAUGUCUACUUUGUUCCCCAAGGACAGGAAAUUGGACAGAAUCGUGCAGUCUAGGAAACCACAGCUUCUCCCAUUCAACGCAGAGAAAUCCCUCAAAGAAGCGUACCCCCACAUUCCCGAUCAUGAUCUCUUAAGAAUGGCUAUCGAGCGUGUAUUUUCCCUUCCAUCUGUUGGCUCUAAAUCUUUCCUCAUCACUAUCGGUGAUCGUUCCGUUGGAGGUUUGACCGUUCGCGACCAAAUGGUCGGACCAUGGCAAACUCCUGUCGCAGACGUAGCUGUCACAGCUAGUGCUCUUAACAUUGGUGGCAAACUGAAGACUGGUGAGGCUAUGGCUAUGGGUGAAAAGCCUACGUUGGCUUUGAUCUCGGGUGCAGCUUCGGCUAGAAUGGCUGUUGCCGAAAGUUUAAUGAACAUUGGUGCAGCACAUCUUCUGGGCAACUUGCCUCGUAUCCGUUUAUCUGCAAACUGGAUGGCCGCAGUCAACCAACCUGGUGAAGGUGCAGCUUUGUAUGAGGCAGUUCAAGCCAUUGGAAUGGAUCUCUGCCCUAAGUUGGGAGUCAGUAUCCCUGUUGGCAAAGACUCAACAUCAAUGAAAGCCUCGUGGAAGGAUCAAAAGAGUGGAGAUUCUAAAACAGUCACAGCUCCUAUGACUGUGGUUAUUUCUGCCUUUGCGCCAGUCGCAAAUGUUCGUAACACAUGGACGCCUGCACUCCGAAGACUUGAAGAUGUCGGAGAGACUACAUUGAUGUAUGUUGAUCUUGCUCAAGGUCACAAGGCUAUGGGUGGAUCAGCCCUCGCGCAAUCUUUCGGUCAAGUUGGAGAUGAAGCACCGGAUGUUAGAGAUACUGAUCUCAUCAUUGACUACUUUGAUGCUUUACAACAAUUACACGAGUCAGGAGUUGUGUUAGCCUACCAUGAUAUUUCAGAUGGUGGUUUGUUGACUACCAUCGCCGAAAUGAUGUUUGCUGGACGAUGUGGCGCUGAGAUCAUGCUUGAUGGAGUUUCUAAGAGCGCAUCCCCAUCUCACGUCAUCGAAGCUUUGUUCAACGAAGAACUUGGUGCUGUUUUCCAAGUUCGUAAAUCGGACGAGGUCAACUUUAUGAGAUGUUUUGCUACCUGUGGUCCUCCACCAGGACUCAUCAGAAAGAUUGGACGAGUACCAGCUGCAUCGAAACAACAACUCGCCAUUCGCUACGGACAGAAGCCAAUCUUACACAUGUCAAGAUCUGAGCUUCAACAACAAUGGACCAAGACAUCUUACCAAAUGCAACGUCUGAGAGACAAUGAUGAUCGCGAUCCUGGUCUCCACUAUACCCUUACCUAUGAGCCUAAGGAGAACAUUCUUCCAUUGACGGCAUCAAUCACAUCCACUUUCUCUAAGGCACCUCGCGUAGCUAUUCUCCGUGAACAAGGAGUUAACGGUCAUGCCGAAAUGGCAUUUGCUUUCAAGGCUGCAGGAUUUGACCCUAUCGAUGUCCACAUGACUGACAUCAUUUCUGGACACUAUUCUCUGGCUAAUUUUGUCGGUAUUGCUGCCUGUGGUGGUUUCUCUUACGGUGACGUCAUGGGUGCUGGUCGUGGAUGGGCAAAUUCCAUUCUUAUGCAUGAACAAAAAGCUCGACCAGAGUUUGAGAAUUUCUUCAAACGCCCUGAUACAUUUGCAUUGGGUGUCUGCAAUGGUUGUCAAAUGCUUAGUCGCAUAUCUGAACUUAUUCCUGGUACUUCUCAUUGGCCUGUCUUUACCGACAACCAAUCUCAACAAUUCGAAGGCAGAGUCAGCAUGGUGAAGAUCCAAGACAAUGCCAAGAAACCAUCUGUAUUCCUCCACGGUAUGAAUGGUAGUUCCUUGCCUAUCGUCGUUUCACACGGUGAAGGUCGAGCUUCGUUCAAAAAUGAUACAGACUUGGGAGCCUUGAACUCUGAUAAUCUCAUCCCAAUCAGAUACACAGAUAACUUCGACAAACCCACAAUGAGAUACCCAUACAAUCCAAACGGCAGUCCUGAGGGUAUUGCAGCAGUGAGAAGCUUGGAUGGAAGAGUCUUAGCUAUGAUGCCUCAUCCAGAGAGAACUAUCAUGGCAGAUGUCGGUAGUUACGUACCAAAGGAGAGUGCAGAGGAGUGGGGAGAAUUUGGUCCUUGGGUCAGAAUGUUUAAGAGUGCUAGAAGAUGGGUCGGCUGA